Molecule: messenger RNA, 4031 nt
Organism: Larimichthys crocea (large yellow croaker)
Lineage: Eukaryota; Metazoa; Chordata; Actinopteri; Sciaenidae
Gene: ccdc82
Product: coiled-coil domain containing 82
Exons: 2
Coding region: 601-1353 (250 amino acids)
Source: RefSeq, a predicted model, not a curated record
AAACACGUUUUUAGGCAUUGGAUCUACUUUAUUUAUAAUAUGCCACAAAACAUUGGUGGGUUUUCACUUUAACGACGGAAAAUAUUGCAAAAAUAAGAAUUCAUUCGGUUUGAACUUUUUAUCUUGACCUCAUCCAUGCUGAGGUGCAACAGCAUAAAAUACUUAAAAUAGACCGCUGAAGGAUCGAAUGCUCUGACUUUGAUUGAGCAGUGGCAGCAGUGAGGGCUCUCCGCCGCAGGGGGCGCCCUCACACUCUGCGCCGUUAUUCCUCCCAGCGAAGAAGAAGCUGGAGCAACAACAAUAACAGACAGCUAGCUACACGGAGCAGAACAUCCACGGACUGUCCGGUCUGUGGCCCGUUAAUCCGGUUCGAACGACCGGAGGCAGAAAGCUUCCAUGAGCAGAGUCCCAAAUAAAUGUGCACGGAACUGAAUUCAGGCGCCACAUUGUGUUUUUCACAGGAAUAGCAUGCUGUCGUCGUCGUGACGCGCAUACAGACGACCGAAGCUAACUAGCCGCUCCGUUAGCUCGCUCGCGCCGUCCUGUUCUUCUUUCCGGGUUUCUGAUUAAUGUCACCGGGCUCCGGUACCGCGUGCAGACAUGGAGAGCUUGUACAAGCGGAAAAUGUUCGCGUCGAUGCGGAAGACCAAGGUGGACGCGUCGAAGAAGCGACAGAUCGGCCUUCCCGCCUCCAUCCUGGACGACAGUGACGAAGGCUCCUUCUCCUCCUCCACCUCCUCCGGAUCACAGUCCGACUUCCAGAGCUCCCCGGAGGAAGACAGCGAGCAGGAGGAGCGGGGCCGGAGCGAUUCCGGGGCUACUUCCAGCGACGACAGCCGCUCCGUGACCCGCAGGAAGCGCUCGUUCCUGGGAGGCGACGACAGCUCGGUGUCCUCCAGUGCGGGGGAGGAGGACGACGACGAUGAUGAUGAUGAGGAGGAGGAGGAGGAGAAGAAGAAGAAGGACAAGAGCAAGCCUAAGAGGCUGGUGCAGCCCAGGAAGCGGAGCAGGCUGCAGCGGCAGGACGAGUCUGACUCGGACCAUGUGGAGGAGAAGCGCAGAGAGGAGGAGGAGAAGGCGAAGAGGAGACAGAGACACAACAAGCUGCUGGCGCUGUCCCGGAGGAUGAAAGCCCGGGUCCCGAGCCGGAGGAGGAGCCGCCUGAAGCAGGGUGCGAGCGACGAGGACGAGUCUAAAGAAGCUGAGGAUGAAGCCGGAGGAGGAGGCAGAGGAGAGAACGGCAACAAGAAAGAAUGUGAUGAUGGAGAGAGGGAGGAGGAGAAAGACAAAGAAGAGGAGGCAGAGCAGGACACGGACGAGGAGGAGGAGGAGGAGGGGGGGAAGAAGAAGUAGAUCUACACCACAGUGGAGGACAGGAGUUUGAAUGUGAAGAACUAAAAAAAGACUUGUUAGUUUGUACAGGUUAGUUUUUUCUUGCAGCAUUUUAAGUGGAAAACAAAAACAUGGUCAUGUCUGUUGCUAUAGAAACAUGAAGAAACGUGAAGACGAGCAGAUUGUUUGGACAGCCACGUUGACCUGUUAUGUAUUUUCUGAAGGAAGCGCAGCCUCAGAGAGAGACACUCGUGGAUGUGUCGCUCCUGGUUCAGUGUCAUGUGAUGAAUUUUCCCCUGCUGACAGAAGUCAGUUUUAUUUAUUUAUACCCCCCGAAGUCACUAACCCCAGAUAGAUGUCAUGUCACUCAUGUUCCACUGACAGGUCCAACUUCUCACCAUCAGGCGUCCUAUAAAACAGUCUACUCUCCCAUUAGCCGCGGUUCUUUCACAUGCUCAUUUUGAAGUAUCACGACGUAAACAUGAUAUGUUCAUGUUUUUCACGGCCUGAACUUCAGCUGGUGUUGUUUGAGUUACGUCUUCUGCUGCCACCUACAGUUCAAAGUUUCAGUGAGCUAAAGUUUGGGAUACAUUUGGAUGGAAACACAGGUGGAAGAUGAUCAGCCCUUAAAGGAAGCUGUCACUAAUGAAAGCUUCUUCUUCUGUGGUUCCAUGUUCACAUCUUUCAGAGAUAGAUGGGCUCCAACGUCAACAAUUUGCAACCGUUCACAUCACCAGACAACUGAAGACAGUUUAGAUACUGCACAUUGACAGUAUGACAUUAUAUUCAUUCAGUUUGAGUUCCGUCAUCUGUUUGAUUUUCAGGCAUUUUGUAUCUUUAGUGACACGGACGAACGUUGACGUCAACGUGACAAAAGCUACACGUAGCUACAUGUUAUGCCGGGACAGUUAGUAGACAUAGUUUGACUAUCAUCAAAGUCUUGGUUUGCAUAGUUCAUGACAUUUUGUGUCGGUAGAUGAAACUCUUCAGUAACGCUCAGCUGUGUAAAACACGCUACACGUCACAGGUUUGGCCGUUCAUGCUGAUGUGUGUCAAGGAUCCAUCAUCUUUUUUAUGUUCAACUCAAGGUCCACUUACUGGAUAUUUUCCUGAGCUUUCUGCCAUAUCACAUGAUCUUCAGCGAAUGUAAUUAUCAAAGUGAGUUGUUGUCGUGGUUACAGCCUCAACAAAAAGCAAGUUAAACCUAAGUUAACAGCAUUUCAUCACACUGCUUUUCCCAAAAACAAGAAUGAACUUUGACCCUCGGAUGAGUGACUGUUGUUAGCAGGCACAUGUUUGCAGAUCACUCACAGUUGGCAGAUGACACUAAUAUAAGAGUGACAUGUUGUGGAGGACUUUUUCAUAUCAGGGCUGCUGCAGCUGAGACACUCUGUCAGCUGACUGUCUGUGAGACAUGACGUGUCACAUGACUGAGAUAUCAGCUCGAAUGUAUCCAGAACAACUAUAGAAGAAGAAGUCAACUACAAGUCCCAGAGAGCAUUGCUACGAGGAAACAUCCAAUCUAAAAAGCUUCAAGUUGCCGUUGCCGUGUUCCUGCGUGCAGUGAUGAUGUGUUCUGACUACGAUCACACUGAUUCCACAGCUGUGGGUGGACAGUGGCUACUGAGGCUUCUGGGUAAUGCAGAAGCACUCAGAUUCUUUUUGCAUUUUUCCUCUUUAAUGUAGUUUUUAGUCAGAACAGGAGAUUUUUAUUGAAUACUGUUCCUGCAAAGCAGACUUUUUUGUUGUGUGUGUGUGUGUGUGUGUUUGCUGUCUAACAGCCUCCUGAUUAACGUCAGAGGAUUUAGACUGAAUGAUUUCAGCUACGAACUAAAACACUUUAAAGCAAUGUUUGCAGAAACGUCUGUAUUCUUUGGUAGUUCUGUCCAUCUCUGCUAUGAGUGUCCUCAGCGUGGACCCUCUUCAGUGUGAAGACUCACUGACAUCACUGUACGCUGAAUAUGUCUGAGGUACGAGCUGUUGGGUUGGCAAAAAAACCCCACAACCUUCAACUUGGGAAAGUGUUUAAGACAUUUUCACAUUUUUCAGACAGCCCAAAAACAGUUUAUUGAAAUCGUAUUUGUUUAUUUGUUAGACUUUUUGUCCAAAAUGUUUUUGGUAUUGAUCAAACAAUGCACCUACAUCCUGCACACAUUGUAGGUGUAUUCCUUUUUGGUUUCUCUCCAACUCUAACUGAGGAGACUAGACAAAAAAAGUACAUCUCUCCACAAUUUGAGGGUCCAUUUACUACUUCUUUCUGGAGCUAUCAGCUGUGUCUCACCUAAAUUAGCUCUGUCCUUUCACCUGAAUGGACAGAGCUAAUUUAGUUAUUAGGACAGUUUGGUCAUUGUUUAAAGAGGAUCUCUGCAUCGCAUACAAGUGUCCGCUGACUCCCAGUUGAUACUGUUUUUUUGUUGUUGAUAGAUAGAAAGAUUCACACACACUAAAACCUUAAAGACUUUGAAAUGUGGUCAACAGUUUUAAAAGCUACCAAAGAUGGUGUGUGUCCUGUUUAAAAAAACAUUGGAAUAGGUAAGAGACAGAGUAGAAGAGUUUGGAGGUGCUUCUAACUUUUACAGCAGACAGGAAGAUGGAAAGAACUAUCAAAAUAAGCUUCAGACGAGAGUUUUUAUGUUGAGUUGGUACGUCUGAGAUUCUGAAAAGCAGAAAACUGAUUACAGUUGACUUUUUGCACUUGC